Messenger RNA from Eremomyces bilateralis CBS 781.70, 1229 nucleotides. RefSeq lists its product as uncharacterized. The record is from RefSeq and is a predicted model, not a curated record. Bases 184 to 1002 code for a protein of 272 amino acids. NCBI's taxonomy places the organism in Eukaryota, Fungi, Ascomycota, Dothideomycetes, Eremomycetales, Eremomycetaceae. The transcript is spliced from 2 exons.
UCCAGCUCUAUAACUCCCAUUUAAACUCGAUCCUCCAUCGCAUGUUCGUUGUUUCAUUUCAUUUCAUUACGGUAGUGUGGAAUACCUCGGCGUCAUUUGACCUGUGGGCCGCAGGCAGAUCUUCGAUAGAAUAUGAACCCAUCAUAGACCUGGAGCUGUCCUCGAAUUCCUAUAUGUAGAACUAUGGCCUCACGGCAGAACACCGCCGACGCGGUGGCCUCAUCACCGAAAGCUCGAUCAGCCAAGAUGCAAGAAGGGCGACCUGCGGAAGAGAAUGAGGAGACUCAUGAUGAACCACACGCUGAACCAGAAGAACCAGAAGAACCAGAAGUCGAGGACGCCACCGCGCCGCACGACUACAUCGAACCAAGCGACGACCAACUGCUUCCUCCCCCCAACUUCAACCCUUUCUUUUCUCUCAUCGAAGAUGAAUCUAGCGGCGAGUACCAUCACCCGUCCGUUCAUUACAUCUUCGCGGACGACGACCACGAUGUCCUUGUGGCGGCCGCCAUGCGAUCGCUAGGCACCGAACCACCGCCCUAUCCGCCCUCAGAUACGGAAGCCGAUUCGAAAGGCAAGGCGCGGGUACGAUCGCGGGUACCAGCAUUACCGCGCCCUCGUCCGGGUGUCAAAGAGCGGUAUGUUUUGGUCGAUGUAGGGCCCGACGGACAGACCAUCGACGAAGUACAAAGCCUCAGCCCGGACUGGGCCGUGACAGCGACAUCCAUCACCAACGCACCCACGUUUGAGGAAGAGGAAUCGUCGUUGGGUCAAGGAACUGCCCUGAUGCUGCGGAUACAAGGAACGGGGCUGGGCGAGUCAACAGUCGAGGCGGGGACAAGAGACCCGACCGAGACCAUUUGGGACGAGGCGAAGUCACGGUGUAAUGGAGACAUGAUGGCGAGCAUGAGCGAUAUUGUGGAGCGGAUGAAGAAGUCGAUGUCGGUGUUAGACAAAGUGACCUCCUCGACCCAGUCACAAUCCCAACCUGAUGGAGAAUGAGCGCCAAGUGAUAGGCGAGAGAGAUUGGUUCAAGAUCCGAUUGCAUCGCAACGACCUGUAUAAGAUUGGCGCCAUUCUACCCAUCCUGAUAGUCAAGCAUACGCAGCACGAAAUUCGAUUGCUAUUGCUCGCACGCUGGCAAGCUCGAGUGACGGCAAACAAUCCACACUCCAUACACUUCGACGCAGAUCAUCGAACCUAAGUCUGGUUUGACGACUUUCCUUCCA